Colletotrichum higginsianum IMI 349063 is the source of this 363-nucleotide messenger RNA. RefSeq lists its product as uncharacterized. The record is from RefSeq and is a predicted model, not a curated record. NCBI's taxonomy places the organism in Eukaryota, Fungi, Ascomycota, Sordariomycetes, Glomerellales, Glomerellaceae. The transcript has a single exon. The coding region runs from base 1 to 363 and encodes 120 amino acids.
AUGGUAUCGUUCCUUGGCCUUUGGUCCGGUAUACCCCCUUCCAAGAGUACUUUGAUCCUCAAGGACGACCCUGCGAAGCCUUGGUCGCUCAACACGUUCAUCGUUGAACUGGAUACUCCUCCCGCCUUGCUCGAUGCUCUUCAUGGCGCUCCCAUGAAUGAGAACCAUGAACCUCCCGUCGAUAACAGCGCGUCCCAGUUCAAAGAGACCACAGCGUGUCUUGAAACCCCCACGGCGUCUCCCACUUCGACACGUCCCCAUCUAGACAGCGAGACCGGCCGAGCAUGCGUGGCUCGACGACAUAUCGGCUCUCUUGCCUUCUGCCGUGACAACCUUCGCACGACAGCAAGAAGCCACGUCUGA